UAAAUUAGUACCAAAAAAACUUGACAAAAUCAUCACUUUUUUUCAUCAUCAAGGACAUCAAAAAUCAAACACACAGACUUUUUGCAGCUUCUCACUCUUUCUACUCUCCUUCCUCUCUACUCCAGUCUCUCAAUUUUUCUCUCUCUCUCCUCUUUAAUGGCGGACGCAGGUUUACAAGUUAUCGACGGAACUCAGUUAAGCGCCGGAAAUUUCUCACUUCCGGCAGAAUUUUCCGGCGAUAUUGCAGGAGAUCGAGUCCUUGAAUUUGCUGACGCAAAAGCUUCCGAUUGUCUCUAUUCUCUCUCAUUGCCGGAAAAUUUGAAAUCAUCAGCUCUUCAACGGCUAAAUUUCGAAGUUCGAGGUCACAAGUUUGAUAGAGAGCAAGCUGAUUGUCUUCUUCGAGAUUAUGUCGCUGCGAUCGCCGAUGAAUUGAGAGAUGAACCACUUAUGGUAUCAGUUCUGGAUGGAAACACUAUUCGCCUGUUUUUGGAGGAUGAAGAUGAUUUUGCAAUGUUGGCUGAGAAUCUGUUCACCGACUUGGAUGCAGAAGAUGAAGGGAAGCUAAGCAAGAGUGAAAUACGGAGUGCCUUAGUUAAUAUGGGAGUUGAAAUGGGCGUUCCUCCUUUUUCAGAAUUUCCGAUGGUAUAUGAUAUAUUGAAGAAACAUGGAGCUGAAGGAGAGGAGAAAUUAGGCCAAGCACAAUUUGCACAACUACUCCAGCCUAUUUUGCAGGAUAUGGCAGAUGCCUUGGCUCUGAAGCAUGUCACUGUUGUACAAAAUGUCAAGAUAACAAAUGGUUCUAAGCUAAAAAAGCUCUUGGCUGACAAGAACCAAUUAGAUGAUGUGACCGAGAAGAUAUACCAGCAAGUCUGUAAUUCCCAGAAAGAGCAAGGUUGUACAGAAAUCAUUAGGAGUUACCUCGAGGGAAACGGGAAUGAGUUAGGAUUACCUCCUAUAGAAGCCAAUGAAGCAGUUAUUCUUCUGUAUGAUGCAACAUUUUCUGACAUAAAUAACAAAUUGCAAGCUAAGGACUUGGAGAAAAAUGAACUCGGAGAUCUCGUCAAGCAAAUCCUUCAGACUUUUGCAGCACAGUUACAAGCCAAUCCUGUGUUCCAUGAUUCUCUCAAUUGAAUCUUGUAGAGGCAAGGGUGCUUUAUGGCUUUAUAGUAUUGUGCAUGUGUGAUGUUCCCCUUCGUAUCGGCGGUUAAGUUUGUAUUUCAUGUGAAUUAGCGUAGUAUAAUAGACUAGUUGGCUUGUUGCCACCCCCAAAUCUGGAACCGUGAAACUAUUAUCCAGGAUUUUCUGCAAGACUGCAGCAAACGGAGUGACUGACUAAUAUAUGGUCUCCCUAGCCGCUGCGACUUUGUGAAUAUGGUUGCCUCUCGUUUGAACAGUCUGCCUAAUAUAUACUAUUUGUAUAAUGGUUGAUUGA
Messenger RNA from Beta vulgaris subsp. vulgaris (sugar beet), 1432 nucleotides. RefSeq lists its product as hypothetical. The record is from RefSeq and is a predicted model, not a curated record. The coding region runs from base 157 to 1131 and encodes 324 amino acids. Lineage: Eukaryota; Viridiplantae; Streptophyta; Magnoliopsida; Caryophyllales; Amaranthaceae. Gene Ontology annotation, molecular function: calcium ion binding. The transcript has 4 exons.